This is a messenger RNA of Cornus florida, 1687 nucleotides long. RefSeq names its product probable serine/threonine-protein kinase PBL7. Bases 1 to 1392 code for a protein of 463 amino acids. Gene Ontology annotation, biological process: translation; protein phosphorylation. Gene Ontology annotation, molecular function: structural constituent of ribosome; ATP binding; protein kinase activity. Lineage: Eukaryota; Viridiplantae; Streptophyta; Magnoliopsida; Cornales; Cornaceae. The transcript is spliced from 7 exons. The record is from RefSeq and is a predicted model, not a curated record. Gene Ontology annotation, cellular component: ribosome.
AUGCCCUUAGGCACGGCCAUACAUAACAUAGAAAUCACACUUGGAAAGGGUGGACAAUUAGCUAGAGCAGCGGGUGCUGUAGCGAAACUGAUUGCAAAAGAGGGGAAAUCGGCCACAUUAAAAUUACCUUCUGGGGAGGUCCGUUUGAUAUCCAAAAACUGCUCAGCAACAGUCGGACAAGUGGGAAAUGUUGGGGUGAACCAGAAAAGUUUGGGUAGAGCCGGAUCUAAACGUUGGCUAGGUAAGCGUCCUGUACAAAAUUAUGGGCGAACGACGGGCGCGAAAAACAACAGCAGUCCCAAAACCAACAUCAUCAUCAACAACAGAAACUGCACGUUCAUUGCUCAUAGCACCAUAAACGUUACUGCUAGCCCAGAUGUGAAGGGUGGGUGUCUAUAUGGAGGGAAUUCGAGUCGUUUUCCUUCAGCUAAAUACAGAGGAGUUCAAGUAUUCACUAUCAGAGAGCUUGAAUUGGCCACAGAUAAGUUUAGUGAAGCAAGUGUGAUUGGAAAUGGAGGAUGUGGAGUGGUUUAUAGAGGAGUCCUUAGAGAUGGGACUGUGGCAGCUAUUAAGAUGUUGCGCAGGGACGGAAAGCAAAGAGAGCGUGCAUUUAGGACAGAGGUGGACUUACUGAGCAAUUUACACUCUCCCAACAUAGUGGAGCUUCUUGGCUACUGCGCAGACCAGCACCACAGGCUCCUAGUACUUGAAUUCAUGCCCAAUGGAACUCUCCAACACCUCCUCCACCCUUCCAACAACCAACCCCGGCUGCUGCUCAAUUGGGGAACCCGAUUGAGCAUUGCUCUUGAUUGUGCCAGAGCUCUCGAGUCUCUCCAUGACCACGCAGAUCCACACGUCUUCCACGGUGAUUUCAAAUGCAGUAACAUUCUCUUAGAUCAAAAUUUCAGAGCCAAGUUGUCAGAUUUCCGAUUGGCCAGAACAGGAUCGGACAAGAUCCAUGGUCAGGCUUUGGUGCGCGCAUCAUGGACCACCGGAUAUUUAGCACCCGAGUAUGUUUCAACCGGUAAGCUUACUACAAAAUCAGAUGUGUACAGCUAUGGUGUUGUUCUUCUAGAACUGCUAACAGGCCGUGUACCAGUUGAUACCAAGCGACCUCCUGGAGAACAUGUACUCGUCUCUUGGGCUCUUCCAAGGUUAACCAACAGAGAAAAGUUAUUGGAAAUGGUUGACCCUGCACUACAGGGACAGUAUUCAAAAAAGGAUCUAAUCCAGAUAGCUGCUAUUGCAGCCAUGUGUGUGCAACCAGAAGCAGAUUACCGUCCUCUAAUUACAGAUAUUGCGCAGUCCUUGGUCCCUCUGGUGAAGAACCUCUCUCCUAAAUCUCUUUCCAAUUCAUUGAGGUUUAAUCAAAGAGUAAGUCCAAGGUCUUAGGCAAUGCUUGGAAACUGCAGUUUGAGCUGUUCAAAAUCUGAACAAAUCUAUGGACCAGCUGGUUCAUCCUAUGACAACUCAUUGUUCAUCCUAUGGAGGUCCUAAAACAUUAGUAUCAGAGUGUACAAAAUUAAAGAGCAGCAAAAUAUACUAGGAAUUGUAGGCAAGCGUGAAAUAUCGUGUACUCCAAAUACUAAAAAAUUAGAAGGUGGUUAAUAAAUGUUUUGCUACUUGUGAUGGUUGUGAUUUUAUUAUUGUUUCUUCCAAAGUUUAAAAUGUAUAUAUGCUUAAUUGG